GCCUCGCUGCUCGGUAGGAAGGCGAAGGAGGGGAGAAGCGGCGGGCGGAGCCCACGGUCGCGUACAAACGGCGGUCCCCGGCGGAGCUGCGGCCUGAACCCGAACCGCUCAUCACAUCAGCGGUGAAAAACCCCGAAGAAAGCUACAAACUGUGAGACGAUCGUGUGGAAUGAAAGGAUUUUUACUCUCCUGAGACUCUGUUGUGACAGUUGAAUGAUGAGAGAGCAGAACAAGUCCCAACGGUGAACCAUGGCGCUGCUCAGCUGUCCUUCUCCAGUGGUGAUUAAGGAAUCUCAUCUGGAGGGCUGGGAAGUGAUCGGAUCCGGAGGAUUCGGCCAGAUCUACAAAGCCAGGCACCAGCAGUGGUGCUGCGAUGUGGCCAUUAAACUGCUUCAUUAUGAUGAUGGGAAGAGCCAGGCUUUGCUGCGUGAGUUAGACAUGAUGCGUCUAGGAUCCAGCCCUUAUGUGCUUCACGUCCACGGGGUUUUUCAAGGUCGAUCGCCUGCUUCAAGAUCAUCAGUACAGCUGGGGUUGGUCAUGGAGCUCAUGGAGAGAGGAACGCUGGUCACCCUCCAGAAAACUUUACAAGGACGCCCACCCUGGCCACUGGCUUUCAGACUGAUUCACCAGAUUGCUCUGGGUAUAAACUUUCUCCACAGUCUCUCUCCUGCAUUGCUGCACUUGGACCUGAAGCCCAGUAACGUGCUGCUCGACUCAAAUUUGAACGCCAAGCUUACAGAUUUUGGCCUCGCCAGGUUUUCCAACAGCGUCACACGAGUUACCAGUAAGGACAGCGAAGAGGAAGGGGGAACUUUGAGCUACAUGCCACCAGAGGCGUUUGACAUCUCAUACAAUCCCACGAGGGCCUCUGAUAUCUACAGCUAUGCUAUACUGGUGUGGUCUAUUGUCACAGGGAAACAACCAUAUGCAAAUGCCAGGUCCACCAUAGUGCGGUUUCGCAUUCCGGAGGGUGACCGUCCACCCCUGGAUGAGAUCAGGCGUCAGGCUGCAGUGGUGGCAGGACUGACAAGACUCAUUCACCUCAUGGAGGAAUGCUGGGACUCAAAGCCCAAUCAGAGGCCUUCCUCCCAUAAAUGCACAACUGUGACUGAAGAACUGCACAAGAUGCACAAACACACAAUUCAUGACGCCGUCCAUGAAGUGCUAAAGAAACUGGACAAAGAUGAAGAGGAAAGAAUUGCAGAGCAGAUUACCAGGCUUUCCAUUACUGAGACUUCAGCAGUGGCCCAGAGAGUUCAAGCUGCAACUAUCUGUGACAGUGCGCUGACAGGACCCCGGCCAGUUCAGGAAAUGGCUGGUGGUGGGCCAGAAAAUCAGAAAGAUAACACAACAGUUGAAGAUCCAUCACCUGGCCACGCUACAAGCCUGUGUGAUGUUGACAUGGCCGGCCCAGGAAGAGACUGUAAAAUGCUGUGGUCCUCUGUAGAACCUAUUCAGGUGUCACCCCAAUCUCAUUUGACACAGCAAUCAACUCCCAGAAAAGCAGUAGAUCCCUCUCAGAUGAGUUUAAAGAAACAUCUGUCAACACAAUACCAGCGUCAGUUUUCCAGCCCUGAUACCUUCCCCUGCCAACCCUCAACACCUAAUACAGUCAACAUUCAUCUCUCCAAUGUGACUGGAUUUCAGUACGGAAACAACAACAAAAUGUACAUCUAUCCUGGUGGCUCCUCUGAGAGGAAGAGGCACCCAACGGCGCCAUCUACUGUUGGCUCCCCACACCGCUGAGUUGACCUAUUCAAUCUCUAGUUUCCUUAACUGUUUUUAUUCCUUUUCAAGCAAAACAGUAUGUUCUUUUGUGCUUUUUUAUAGUAAUUAUUAUUAAUUAUUUCUGUAGCAUGAAUGCAUUUAAAACAGCCUUUUUGUAGCUUUUAAUCAGCUUUUUUAUUCAGUCUGUUUUUUUUUAUGUUUGGAAGUUGUUUUACCAGCAAGCAAAAACUCCAGGCAAGCUUUUUGCACAGUCAGUGUCAUAAAUACAAGCCAAGACUGCUGUUGUUUUUUCACCAACUGUUUUCAGAAAAUAUCUACAGUCACUGUGCCAACAUCCCUUAAGAUACCAGAGCUCGCCAUCACUACCAACUGACUGUAAUUAAAAAAGGUAAAUCUCUGCUUUGAAGCUUUUCAGAAAUGCAUUUUUAAAAAAGGUGAAGAAAACAGAGUUUUUCACUUUUUGAUGGGUCAUUAAUCCUACAGUAACAAUGUUGUUUAGUUAAUAUUCUACUCAUGCAACAAAAAUGUCUAAAAGAUUGUCCAUAUAAAUGUAAUUCAAACAUACAAAUGUUACUUUUUGGUAUAGGUUGAAUUAUUUUUGCUUUAUUGUAUGCAGGUGUCUUUGGGAACUGCAGGGCACGGUUCCUAUACUAAUUUUAAUGAAACAGUAAAAACAAUUUUUUGGGAUUUUUGAAUAAUGUGUAUUACGUGGCAUGUUAGAUUUAAAUAUUUUUCUCAACAGAAGAGUGCUGUAGCUUCAGUGAAGUGUUGCAGCAAGUGUAUGUAAAAUAUUUUUAUAGUAUUGUUUGUGAAAAGAAAAUGUUCUCUCCUAAAGUUUUGGGACCAUUUUUAGCUGGAUGGAUUUAGUGUGAGUGGGUUGUUGAAUAGUGAACUCGUACUGCGUUUCUUUUUAAAUUUCUAAAUCCAAAGAGACACCGCAUGACCUUUGGAAUUCCAACUUGCAAUUUUAGAGGUGUGUCACAAACCACUGCCUCACAAUCCAUGAUGGCAGCUGUAUAAAGUAGGUGUGAUAAAAGGUGUGUUAAACAGUUUUUACACUUCUGUGCUACAUCAUUUAGUAGCAAUUCCUGGAGCUGGCACCAUAAGCCUUUUAUUCUGUCGGUACAAGUGAACAACUGAAUACAGUCUAUGCGUUAGUUUAAAAGUAAAUCGGUUUACUGGGAUUUAGAAAAUGUAAUAAAUGUUUGUGUUUAGAUCUUGUCACUUUUGUAUUUACUUAAUGAUGCUUUUUAAAAUGUUGUGAUCCAGCUGGAAAUGAUCACAUAAUUUGUAUUUUGUAGAGCAAAAUGAAGGAUCUCCUGUCCUCGAUACUUACAUUUUUGCAUACAUAGUCAUAUGCAAUAAAUUAGAUUAAAAAGUG
This is a messenger RNA of Girardinichthys multiradiatus, 3109 nucleotides long. It is a transcript of the gene ripk3, whose product is annotated as receptor-interacting serine-threonine kinase 3. The record is from RefSeq and is a predicted model, not a curated record. The coding region runs from base 250 to 1746 and encodes 498 amino acids. Gene Ontology annotation, molecular function: JUN kinase kinase kinase activity; ATP binding. NCBI's taxonomy places the organism in Eukaryota, Metazoa, Chordata, Actinopteri, Cyprinodontiformes, Goodeidae. Gene Ontology annotation, biological process: protein phosphorylation. The transcript has 14 exons.